ACUCUGCCUCCCUUGUCAUUUGUUGGUCCAUAUAUGUGAACAAAAGGUACAUUGGGGGAGAAAACUGUAGCAACAAUUCUGGGCUCACAAGGAGCCACGAAGGGCAAGGAUCAGUAAGACAAGUGGUUGGCUUCACAGAUGAAAGCACCUUGUCCACUUCCUCAGAAGGGAGAAGCCGAAACCGAUCCCAAUUUACCGGCUUGCAACUGGCCAACUCUGGUUCAUCGACUGUGUCCAUGGCACGCGGGAUCGAGCUCCGUCCCAAGUCAUGGGGAGCACUGCUGAGCCUCUGAGCCGCUUUUGCCGCUGGUACAUCUACGCCAUCCACGGCUAUUUCUCGGAAGUGAUGUUCACGGCCACGUGGGCCUUCAUCGUGGACCAGGACUGGAAGUUCCAGGGCGUGACCAGCGUGUGGGCCCUCUUCAUCUACGGGACCUGCAGCCUGGCCUUAGAGCGCAUCUACCUCCUGCUGAGGGGCCGGACUUCCCUCCUGACCCGCGGCACCCUCUACACCUUUUGCAUCUACCUCUGGGAGUUUGCCACGGGCUACGUCCUCCGCUGCUUCAAUGCCUGCCCGUGGGACUACAGCCACUUUCGCUACAACUUCAUGGGCCUCGUCACCCUGGAGUACUGCCUCUUCUGGUUCAUCGGCGGCCUCCUGCUGGAGAAAAUGGUCAUCCGCAAUGUCCUCCGGCUCCGGCUGCAUGCGGCCUGCAAGCCCCAGGGGAAUCCUUUCCCCAGAUUUGAACUUAAAGAGGACUGACCUUCGGGAGGUGAGAAAGAGAUGAUGGGCAGACUCCAUCUCCUGCUUUCCUUGGACUAAUCCCUGAGCCUUUCUUUCCCUCCUUACAAGGCCAGGAGGGAGGGCGGGGGACAUCUGCUGAGAAUGUCUCCAUGAAGCACUGGGAUGUAAUGGAGAGAGUGCUGGACUCGAUCCAGGGGGACGGGGUGAAAAUCCCCCAUCAUCCGCAAAGCUCAUUGGGUGAGCUUGGGCUAGUCCCAGUCUCCCAUCCUAACCUACCUCACAGGGUUGUUGUGAGGAUGAGAUGGGGGGGAAAGAAGCUGCGUUAUACGGAGGUCGACCCUUGGUUAGUUUAGCUCAGUGUUGUCGGCACUGGCUGGCCGGGGGUGUCCAGGGUUUUAGUCUCUCCCAGCCCUCCCUGGAGAUGCCAUUAGGGAUUGUACCGGGGACCCUUUGCACCCUAGAAUCAUAGACUUGCAAGCAAUCUAAAGACCAUCUGUUUCAACCUCCUCUUGCUAUGAGCGAAGCUCCCAAUCCAUAGCGACACAGGAAUCUGCCUUAUACCGAAUCAGGCGAUUGGUCCAUCUAGCUCAAUAUUGUCUACUCUGACUUGUCAGCAGCUCUCCAGGGUUUCAGGCAGGAACUUUCCCAGCCAAGGAUCGAACUUUGGAUCUUCUGCAUCUAAAGCGAGUGUUCUGCCCCUGAGCCUACAGCCCUUCCCCAAAAGCUCCUGCACAACUCACACCCCUGGUGGAUUGCACUGCUGCCACAUUCUCCGGACAGCUUCCAGUUCCUUCUCGAAGAGCAAGGAGCUCUUGAAGCAAUGUUUGAGGAGCCGGGGGCGGGGGGACUCUUGGAGUGGCUCAGGCCCCCUCGAUCUGAGAUCUGUCCAGCCCUCCAUCCCCUCAGAGCAAUGAUGUCACCGUACAGCCAGGCCCACGGGUCAGUUUUUGGACGUUUCUGAGUCACACCAGCUUAGAAAACACAAACACAGGCAAGCCUUGUUGUAGAUUGCACAGAAAGGGAGAGCAAGGCAUUCUGCAAAUACCAGCAAUCAUUUGAAGGGGGGGGGGAACCAAAACACUCAACACACAGAUAUACAGGCUAUGAAAUCUUAGAUCUAUGCAAACAUACAUCUUCAGCUGGAAUGAAGUUUCCCGUGGGCUGUACAAGAGAAAAGUGUGUUUUGGCCGUUUUUAUAUGUCAGGGUAGCCCCUGCCCCCCAAAAACCCAGCCAGCUCAAUGGACAGACUCCUUCAUAGAUUUUUUUACCAAUCUGGUUAGAUGUUUGCCUGUCUGGCACUUGCAGAUGCAGAUUCAGGUCUGCUGGUAGUGCCCAGUGCCCCCUGGGGCUACUAGGUGUAAGGCAGGGAGUAGCUAGAGGCAGAGCCAAGGACAGGCAGAGCCAACCAAGGCCACUGUUGCAUAGAUCAUCUUUUUUGCAUAGGGGCUGUUACGCUCAGGGCCUGCUAGCAGGAUUCCCAUUGGGGCAUCUGGUUGGUCACUGUGAGCACUAGAUGACGGACUAGAAAGUCCACUGGCCCGAUCCAUCUGCAGUUCACUGGCAAAUUCAGGUUGUGCAAUUAAAGUUGAUUUGGUGCUCUUGCACAACAAGCCUGCCUGAACAGAGAAAGAAAAGAAAAAAAGGACUUUCUGCAGUAAGGAACAUGAUGGAGGAAUGCACUGCAAGGUGUGAGGCAACAGUUGCUUGAUGCAACGCUGUCUGGCCUCCCUGCAAACAAAUUGGAAGGAAUGCUUGAUAAAUAGCUAACAUCAUCUAACCUCCCAGCAACCUCUGGGUGCUUCCAGGCUAUUGCUAUUUUGGAGUGGGAUUCAAUCACGUACCAGCAUGUUCAGGUUGUACAAUUAUAGUUUACCAGCCUUGCAUGUGCCAUUGCUCAGGAAUUCUAAAAAGCCAACAAAACGGUGCAGGUUUGAAAUCAGUGAUUAAAAUCAGUGCAAUUUUGAAAGGCUCAGUCCACCAUCUUGAUUCAAAAUGGCAUCCAAUGGUAUCCAAGCAUAGAUGAAAACCUGCUCCUCAAUCUCAAGAACCUGAAUUUGGUUACAAUGUCUUAAGAGGGGUCUAAAUGCUUAGCACAGCAAAGACACAAGCAACUCUUUGAAAUAUGUGGUAGACUGGGACGUCUUGCACAACAAACCUGCUUCCCCCAAAAGGCUGAGCUUUUUGUGAGAAGGAAAGUGACGGCGGGAAAAUACAUUGGAAAGUGUGGGGUUGACAUUGCUGUGAUGCAACAUCAUCUAAACUCCCAGCAAACAAAUCAGGACGAAUGCUUAACAAACAGAUCGUUUGAAAGCGGCCUUACUUGACCAAGUCCAUAUUUCUCAGCCCCCCCCCCUAAAAAAAAUCCUUACUGGAAACUGCCUGCUUGCUUGGAUGAGUUGCUUCUGUUUGCAAAUCCAAGCCUGUCAUCCAGCAGCUCCUUAGUUGCCAAUGCCGAUACAGUUCCAAGUGCUUGAACAGUGUUAUCUUGUUCCUGUGAGACCGGGGGAUGCGAAACACUGGAUUGCUCAGCACAUCUCAAGGGCCUCCUUCUCGCACGUGCCUGGAUGUUGUGAUCAUCAGCAAAGGCCCUGUUCUGGGUCCCACCAUCACACUCUCUAUAGCCAGACAGUUGACAGGGGAGAGAGCAGGUUUUCUCACUUGUGGCAGCCCACGAGUGAAUGCCAUCCCAGACUCCAGGAUCUUUGUCUUUGCGAUCCUGGGCAGGGGGAUACAUUUCUGUUUGCUCUCGCCUUCCAACCAGACAUCUGAAAUGAUGCUGGGAACAUACAAAGCUGGUCUUAUACUGGGUCAGACCAUUGGUCCAUCCAGCCCUAUCAUCUAGGCCAGCUGAUAGGGGCUCUCCAGGGUUUCAGACAGAAGUCUUUCCCAGCCCUACUUGGAUGCAACUUGUCACCUUCUGCAUGCAAAGCAGGUGGUCUUCAGUCUGUCCCAUGAAAAUAAAACAAUGGCCUUAUGGAUGGUGCUGGGUUUUUUGAAAACUAUUUUACUGUUUCUGCUACAUUAAUUUAUGGGGGUGGCAUUGUUACUAUAUUUUACUUGUAGUUCAUAUUGUUUUAAAAUUGUUGAGCCACCCUGGGAGUUCAUUAAACUGAAGGAUGGCGUAGAAAUUUCACCAACAAACCAAAUAAUUUCCAUUUCAGAGCUUAGAUGCAGAAUUCUAGCAGUGAUUUUAUGUUGGUUUAAUAACAUGUGUAUUAAAUGUUUCUACUUUAUUUUGUGUUUCAUAUGUGCACCUUCACUCCUCUUUGAGCAACAGGAAUUGGUCUACAGUCUACAUUCAAAGCAUGGUUUUUCUGUCCCUCUGUUGUACAUGGAUUCCAUCUAUUCAAAAGCUGGAGCUGAGAGAGUCAAAGAAAGCUUUUCUGUGCCUAAGAAAAGCUGCUCAUCUUGGCCUAGAGCAUCCUUCGCCAAUCUGGUGCCUUGCAGAUGUUUUGGACUAUGACUUCCAUCAGCCUGAUGGGAAUGGGCGGCCAAAACAUCUGGAGGCGACCUGGUUGGAGUAGGCUGGCUUAGAGGGAGCCCAGGUGAGCGGUGUGGACCACAGUGAGAUGAUCUUCAUCUUUAGAAAUGGGCUAAGACGUAAAGGAAGGACCAUUUUCUGCAACCAAGUAUAUCAGGAGGACCCAUCAGGUCUGAUAACAUCAAAGGCCAGGUGUGUGCAAAACUUGAAUUGCGAAUGUUAUGUUUUGUCAUGAAUGUUUGAACAUUUUUUGUUUACCCUUAAGCUUUGAUUUCUUAAAAUAAACUCAACAUUACAUCUUUAAUUAAAAGUCUGUGGCCUACAGGGUUGCAUUCCACUUCACCAUGCCACAGUGCGGGUGUUACCACGUACAAGUUUCAUUUCUGGACAAUUUGGGGUUUUUUCUUUAUUCUUUCUAUGGUAAAUUUUGACUCUGGCUCCCUGUUUAAAUACCUCUGUGUGAGCAUGUGCAUGCUUGCAUGCGCGCAUACACCCUGAACUUUCCCUUUGUUCCUGAUGUGCAAUAUCUCCCACUGUGACCUGUGAGCACGCUCAGCCUGCUGCUACAACUGCUGAUGGACAACUUCAAGUCUCUUUGUCUUUAAAUCAGACUUGGCCCAGGCAGCCCUUCAAACCAAGGGCUUCUGUCCAUGGUAAAACAAGACACAUGGCCACCCUCAGCUCAGCAAGGG
This is a messenger RNA of Rhineura floridana, 4919 nucleotides long. Its product is annotated as transmembrane protein 229B-like. The transcript has 3 exons. NCBI's taxonomy places the organism in Eukaryota, Metazoa, Chordata, Lepidosauria, Squamata, Rhineuridae. The coding region runs from base 269 to 763 and encodes 164 amino acids. The record is from RefSeq and is a predicted model, not a curated record.